Vitrella brassicaformis is the source of this 1588-nucleotide messenger RNA. The record is from the annotation of a GenBank genome assembly. Lineage: Eukaryota; Vitrellaceae.
CCCCAUUGACCCACACAGCAAGCAGCUCAGCUCAGCUCACGCCGGCGAAUUGUCUGCCACGGAACCACGCACCAACCUUGGUCCAUAAAUAGUGACUGUCAACACGGAAAAAGAUCACCAGUGUCCUCUUGUCACACGGAAAAAGACACAUCACAUGCACACAUGUCUUCGGCCACAGCGACUGAUGGCUCAAAAGGUGAGCAUGCGCACAAGGAGGAAACAGAAAGGCAGGAAAUAGCUUACACUUCACCCGUUUCUUUGCGAUACACUGGGCCCUCUCUACCAACGACCCUUUUCAUCAACAACACAUCAACAAAACCCUCUCUCUCUUCUCUCUUCUCUUGCGCUCCCUCCUUUGCUGUUGCUCAGACACUACUGUUGCGCCAUAUGUGCUACAUCGAUAUCCUCACACUGCCCACUAUACACCCAACGGACACCGAGAAAAAUGCGGCGCCGCGAUCGACGAGUCAAAUUAGUGACUCGUCGAGCACACGAGCGCCCCGCUGCAGCCAUUCGUCCCCAUCCGAGCAACACAAGAGGCAUGAACGUCACAUAGGAUCACGUUUCUCUAUCCGAUCGCGAGUUCGUUAGGUUUGUCGCACUCAGCCAAAUCGUAGAUCUCGGUGUCCACAAGGUCGUUCCAAUCGGUAAUGGGCUCCAUGUCCCUCUCACGCACCAGCACCUUGUUGUUCUCCUACACGCACACGCACACUCAGACAGUGAUACCACAGCUGAGCUUCUGUCUGUCUGUCUUUCUUUCUGUCUGUCUGUCUGUCUGUGUUGUCAGGUCCUCUCACCUCCCAAAGCUUGAACGUUUGUGGCGUCACUCGCCUUGAGACGACAUCCUCAUCUCGACCAGUGCGGCCGGCACGCAUGUAGAUCACCUUGCGAGGGGCCCGCUCUGACACGUAAGCAGACACAGAUGACUGCUGUGCCUCCCCCUGGGUGCGCGUCCUUUCUGCCUCACCUCUGACAACGAUGCUGCAUGUGAGCGGCGAGGAGGGGUCCGUCUGCACCGUGAUGCUCUCGUGUGGCAUCAGGGUCUUGCCGCUCAUCGUGAACACAAAGUCACGCGGGCUGUACUGAUUCAGGUGGGGCUUGAAUUCUUGUUUGAUGUCCCCUAUCAUCAGAUAGAGGGAACUCCGCCUCUUGACAUAAGCAGGGCCCAGUGUCCUCUCGUCGGGGAGGAUGACGAGCACGCAGGCAUCAGUGAGAGCCACAGGGCGCAUCUCGCCCAUGCUGAGAGCUUGCGCCUGAUGCCGACAUACACGGUGGCAAAGACAGUAGGUCGGAAAGUGCCUAAGUGCAGUUGUGCUGCUGUGCUGACUGACCUGAAGGGCUGUAGGUGCGUGGCUGUCAAGGUCACCAUCAGCAAGAGACCAGAGAAGAAAGUGCCGAUAGGCUGAAUCAGAUGCUGAUGCCCUCCUGAGAGCAGAAUGGCCAUCUCGUGAUGCGGCAUCGGAUAGGUGUGCGGGAGCAGGCAUCCACAGCAGCGGCUCCCUCCGCCGCAUCGAGAGAGCAGGGACGGGCAAAAGGAGAGGAAUGACAAACCAUAAGCCAGAGAUCACCAUGAUCCUCGAAUUUGUCG